AUGACCCCCACCAAAAAGGGUGAAGCAACACACAUCAAGAUAGAACGAAGGAGAAGAUUAGCCUUCGAUGAUUCGGAUGUGGCUCAUGUUGCUGGGGGACAGCACAAGGGAUUGGUCAUUAAUAAGCAAACAGCAGAUGAAGAAAAUGACCUUGGAAAGCCCCAGUUACAACUUAGCUUCACCUGCUUUCUUAUUGAUCAGAAAACUGGAGAACACAUUGUGGAAAUGCGUAAAUUGAAGUUUUGGUAUGUGGAGGGAACUGAGUACCUUGAUCAGGUUACGAGAGCCUACGAUUUCUUCAAAGAACUUAUCAAGCCAGAUGACUUACCAAGAGAUUAUGUAGGCUUUAUCAAGAAAUGCAUGAAGCAGAUGCAAGGUUCACAGUACAAGCAAAUCAAGAAAGUUGACCUCUCCAUGCAGCAAUUGAACAAAGAUAAUGCCCCUCUCAGUCCAGAUAUCUAUUUGGCCCUUUUUUCCCCAGAUAUAUAUUUGGUCCCUUCUUUUCCUCUCCAGAUAUGUAUUUGGCCCCUUUUUCCCCCUUAG
Messenger RNA from Acanthosepion pharaonis, 543 nucleotides. Lineage: Eukaryota; Metazoa; Mollusca; Cephalopoda; Sepiida; Sepiidae. The record is from the annotation of a GenBank genome assembly.